Molecule: messenger RNA, 1291 nt
Organism: Temnothorax curvispinosus
Lineage: Eukaryota; Metazoa; Arthropoda; Insecta; Hymenoptera; Formicidae
Product: leucine-rich repeat flightless-interacting protein 2
Exons: 2
Coding region: 946-1221 (91 amino acids)
Biological process (GO): regulation of DNA-templated transcription
Source: RefSeq, a predicted model, not a curated record
CGCGCGCGCGCGCGCGAUGUGUGUAUGAUGAGUGCGCGUGUGUGUGUGUGAGUGUGUGAUUGUAUAUGAUACGCACACCCAAGCGCACGCGCGCGCAUAUGUCGUUUAGAAUGUCUAUGUCUAUAAUAGAUGUUCGUUUGUAGUGUACAUAAUAUAUCGUAAUUCUCUUUCUUACCUCACGCGUACCCGAUUAAAUCCUUUUGUGUAGCUUUGUAAUAGUUAUGCUGUACAUGCAUUAAAAUACAAAAGUUCUAUGUAGAAAAAAGAAAAGAAAGACGUAUAUAUUAAAAUAAUAAAUAUAUUGAAUUUACAUGCGCGCGCGCGCAUACAGCAUACAGCGAUUGCAAAUUUUUGUAUUUGGAAAAUUGUUUCUUCCUAUGAUUGAUUUUCGUUUUCAUCCUUUUUGAGUAUAGUACAUAGACUACAAAGUGUCAUAAUUUUCAUAUAAAGUGGGAUUUGAAGGAAAUAACAAUCAAUCAGAUUAAAUUAAUAAUUUAGCGUAAUAAAAUCUCUAAUAAAUUAAUAAAAUCUCACUAUAAAGUUUUCAAAAUGUCUAUCAAACUUGGCAAAUACAUAUAUAGGCUGCAUUCGCGAAGCACGCUAUUAGCGCUAUUUGCUUAUUCUAGCCUUGGUUUACACCUAAUGAGCGAUAAAGAAUGAUACGAUAGCGCUAAUAACGAAUGCUCCCCGAAUGCAGUCACAAUAAGAUUAAUUGUGACCAAGUGAUUACAAUUAAAAUUAUAAACGAAAGAGAAAUCGUAGUUUAAAUUCGGUACAACAUUGAUUUGUCACGUUAUUGACUUUCCUGCAAAUAACCACUCCAGCUUACAUUUGUAUAAAUUUGUCCUUAGCUAAUCGUUUACCUGUUAAUGUGGUGUCAGCUAGACGUGGAUUCUUCUAAAAUCGUUACGUUUGAAACAAAAGUUGUAAGAAAAGAAAUUCAAAAUGGAAUCGGCUAUAGCUGGGCGAAGGCGUACUGCCACACGGCAUUCUGCAGAAGAUCAAGCGCUCGAUCAAAUAGCUAAGGAGGCAGAAGCAAGACUGGCUGCUAGGAGACAGGCAAGAGCAGAAGCCAGGGAAAUACGAAUGCGUGAAUUAGAAAGACAACAGAAAGAGGCAGAGGAGAAUGCUGAUAGGGUUUAUGACAUGUGUGCAGGUAGUUUUAAAGAAAUAAAUCGUAUCUUAAGUUUCAUGCUUUAUACUUCGAUAUGUUUUCAAUGAUUUAUUUCUAAAACAGCUUUCUUUGUGUGAUUCGCAACAGUUGUGACAAACUUCAAGAGAAGGAGGGGAG